Molecule: messenger RNA, 1200 nt
Organism: Pisolithus orientalis
Lineage: Eukaryota; Fungi; Basidiomycota; Agaricomycetes; Boletales; Pisolithaceae
Exons: 9
Coding region: 1-1200 (399 amino acids)
Biological process (GO): proteolysis
Molecular function (GO): serine-type endopeptidase activity
Source: RefSeq, a predicted model, not a curated record
AUGUCCUGCUUCAUCGCCAGUGGUGCCACUUGCACCCCCUGGUACUAUGCACCCACGCGGACCCAUUUAUCCGUCGCGCCCCUCCAUGCCGGGGACCACCCCCACGGCGCGAUCGACAACUCUUAUAUCGUCGCGUUCAGGGAAGACGUGUCCCCUGCUCUGAUGGGCAACUAUCUCAACUUCUUGCAGAUGACUCGUGCCUCAGAUUCCCUCCGUGGAGAUACGUGGUUGACAGCCUUCAGAUACGUAGGCAAGUUCACUGAGGGAGUCGUGGGACAAAUCCACAGGAUACCCGAGGGCAACCUCGUGGAGAAAAUUCAGUUAUCCGCGCGAUAUUUUUCAGGUUUGGUGCGGAUAAGCCUUCGACCCAAGUUGACUUGCUCGAUUUUCACAAAGUAUGUCUAUGAUGAUGUGGCAGGAGAGGGUGUAGAGGCCUAUGUUAUCAACACAGGUAUCCCUGUCGAGCAUGCACAGUUCUGGGACCUCGUAGCCUGGGGAUUAGCCCGGUCACGGUACUCAUUGUACCGGCACCAUCGCUUCUGCAAGAAAUGGGCUCGUAAGUCAGCUCUCGCGAAGGCCGAGGAAGCAUGCAUCGAGCGUGCUGCAACCAGAAAAGGCAAGCACAGGGGCUCCGUUGGGAACAUGACGAAUCUUAGCAGUGGCAAAUCGACUGAUUUGGACAUCACAGUGAACAGGGCUUUCACUUUGCUGUCGUUACAGUUAGGUAACGGCGAUCGGAAGGCUUGCAUACACUCUCCUGCCGGUGCUGAGAAGGCAGUCACCGUUGGUGCUUCUACUCUCAGUGAAAGAGCCUACUUCUCAAACUACGGCAAAUAUGUCAAAGUGUUGCGCUCGCUAACAUCAAUCAAAGGCAUCAACAUCCUGUCUACCUGCAAGGGUAGUCAUCAUGCGAUUGCUGCUUUUUCGAGUACCUUUAUGGCUUCUCCCCCACACUGCCGGCUUCAUGGCAAUGCUGCACCUUCAGACUGGAACGACCGGUAUCCUUCGAUAUACACCAUUGCGUACAUGGCUCUUCCUCGCUGGAUCGUGGCCUGCCUCCCGCCGCCUGAAUUCCUUGCGCCUAUUCCUUCGGACGACGUUAUCUGCGCAUUCCGUAAGCUGUCCUCCAAGGACCCCAUCAAUAACGCUGGUGACGGCAGCUCCAACAAACUCAUCUUCAACAAUGCCUCAUCGAAUUAG